ACCAUAAUAUUAGUCAUCGCGAAGACGUCACGACGUCAAGUCGUAUAAUUCUAUUAAAUAUGUGUAGUGAAUAAAAUUAACAAUAAUGUGUUCGAAGUUAAUAAAGUAUUGUGUAUUUUUAACAAUUUUUACAAUAUGUGUUAAGUGUGUUAAUAAUACGCCUGUUCACGCUUAUCGGCCACCGGAAUACGAAGAGUAUUUUUGUGAGAACAACACACAGAUCAAAUCAAGUUUUUUCCCAGGACUAUCUUCUGGGUAUAGAGUUGUAAUAGAUAAACAAUUGGAAGCGGCAACGGAGAUCAAAGUGAAGUUAGAUUCUGGUGCAACCAUUGUAUUUGGCGACAGCAUAUACAGUCCAACGAAUUCUGCAAAAUUUACUGAAAAAGAUCUUAUCUCUAAUAUUUAUGGUUUUGUAAUACGUAAAGAUGUGCCUAAUUUUACAUUCGUAGUAAAGGGAAGACACGCUCCAGAACAUCCGCCUUAUAUACUAAGUCUUAAAAUUGAUGGAGAAGAAAAUUGUAUUAAUCCUAAUAGGACUUAUUUUGGAAACAGACAUCUAGAAAUUGAUCCAUUUUGGCCUGAAGCUCCUGACAAGUUUUGUGGCAGACGGAAGAUCAACAGAAAAUAUACCGAAUUGAUUGUCAGCGGUUCUGCUUCGAAGAGCGGUAAUUGGCCCUGGCAUGCUGCUAUCUACAGAAACCAUAGACUAAGUGUACAGUACAUCUGUGGAGGGUCUCUGAUAUCAAAACUUCUGGUUCUAACAGCUGCACAUUGUGUAACAAUCAACGAAGUACCAGUAAAUCAUGAAUCCCUUGGAGUUGUUCUUGGAAAAACAUCUCUCCUCACUAACGAAAUAACUAGCCAAGAAAGAAAGGUUUACCAAGUUAUUGUUCACGAUGACUUUAAAAAGAAAGCGUUGGACAAUGACAUAGCUUUACUAAAAUUGAGUGCUGAGGCUAUAUUCAAUAACUACGUUCAGCCAGCCUGUCUGUGGCUAGACGCUGUGUACGAUCAACUGGAUUCUUAUGAAGUAACAGGAACGGUAGUAGGAUGGGGUAUUGACCAAUCAGAUUCUUUGUCAAAUGACCUUCACGAAGCAACGAUACCAACAGUUCCAACUUUAACUUGCAUUUUAUAUGAUCCUAUUUUCUACAGCAACAUACUGAACGAGAAAAAAUUCUGCGCUGGAAAUGCCAACGGAACUGCUGCGUGUAACGGAGACAGUGGAGGAGGUUUUGUCGUAUUCGUUACUGAUACUAAGGAUUCUUCCUAUAAAAUCGACUAUCAAACUGGAGCGUGGUACGUGAAGGGUAUCGUGUCGGUCACCUUAGCCAGAAAAGAUUCGUCAAUAUGUGAACCAAACGCGUACACCGUUUACACAGAUGUAGCAAAAUACAGGGACUGGAUCCUGAAGUAUAUGUGAUAAAAUGCAAUAUUGUAUAAAUAUUUUAUAAUAUCGUAUACCUAAAGUUUUUAUUUAUUUCCUUUUUUAAACAUUUUACAAGUCCCAUA
Vanessa tameamea is the source of this 1512-nucleotide messenger RNA. RefSeq names its product CUB and peptidase domain-containing protein 2-like. Gene Ontology annotation, biological process: proteolysis. NCBI's taxonomy places the organism in Eukaryota, Metazoa, Arthropoda, Insecta, Lepidoptera, Nymphalidae. Gene Ontology annotation, molecular function: serine-type endopeptidase activity. The transcript has 7 exons. The coding region runs from base 86 to 1423 and encodes 445 amino acids. The record is from RefSeq and is a predicted model, not a curated record.